Messenger RNA from Penicilliopsis zonata CBS 506.65, 1713 nucleotides. RefSeq lists its product as hypothetical. Gene Ontology annotation, molecular function: protein binding. NCBI's taxonomy places the organism in Eukaryota, Fungi, Ascomycota, Eurotiomycetes, Eurotiales, Aspergillaceae. The transcript is spliced from 2 exons. The record is from RefSeq and is a predicted model, not a curated record. Bases 1 to 1713 code for a protein of 570 amino acids. Gene Ontology annotation, cellular component: nuclear pre-replicative complex. Gene Ontology annotation, biological process: rRNA processing; DNA-templated DNA replication.
AUGCUGUCUGAGAGUUUCAUUGCGUCGACUCUGGCGUCGUCGAAAACUCCGCAAUCUGCGACGCUGAGAGAUGUAGGGAUCUGUGUGCACGAGCUGCAGCCAGCGCCUGCUUUGCGCUCGGCGUUCAAGAAGAGUUCGACAUCGACUAAUUGCUUGGCUGUGAGCGCAUCACAUGUGUAUGCAGCUCAGGCUGAGAAAGCGAUUGUCCAUGUCUACAGCAGGGAGAGGGGAAAUCAGGAGGCGGUCAUUCCAUUCCCCGAGCGGAUACGCAGCAUUGCACUUGCCGGCGGGGAAAACGGGGAUAUCUUGAUCCUGGGCACUGAGGGCGGGCGGUUGAUUGUGUGGGAGACGUGUACCGGACGCCAGGUAUCUACCACCGCAUCGCAUCUACAGCCCGUAACGUCUCUCGUGGUGGAUCCGACUUCAAAUUUUGUGAUUUCAGGCUCGUUGGAUGCCACCAUCUAUGUGUGGUCGCUGCCUGGUAUUAUCUCGUUUGCAAAGCCCUUGAGUCACGAUCGACAACAGUCGAAUUCGCCUGUGCGGUCGUUCUCGAAUCACCGUGCUGCAAUUACCUCUCUCGCUGUUGGGCAUAGCAAUGGCCGGUACAACAUUGCUGUAUCUACCUCAAAAGACAAUAUUGCUAUUGUCUGGGACUACCACACGGGCCGGGUUCUGCGGACUUUCCUUCUCCCUUACAGCGCAACAUCUGUCACCCUAGACCCCGUCGAUCGCGCUUUCUACGUGGGAUAUGAAGAUGGCAGUACUCACGCGAUCAAUUUCUACAAGAAUCAGUCGGUGCAACACCCUCUGCACGAUCUGUCACUUCAAUCUACACCAGCACAGGUGACUGCUGAAAGCCGAUGGUUACCGCCAUCCUCUGAGUCCGGCGCAGUCGAGAGCCUUGCCGUAUCAUACGAUGGGACAACUUUGCUAUCGGGACACCGAGAUGGGAAGGUUUUGUCGUGGAAUAUUCCUCGAGGAAAAUAUGCGUCUACAGUGACAGACUAUACACACCCUGUGACCAACUUGGUGAUGCUUCCUCUGGCAGGCUUAUCUCAUCUGGAUUCUGCUCUGAAGCGAGUGUCACGUACAAUCGUCAAGCCCCGAUAUGACCACGCCCUGUCAGAUUCAUCAAAUACAUCAGGGGUCAUCCCCGCCGAGUAUACGCUUAGCACGCAGCUACUAGCGUCAUCGAGCUCAAAGGCUGCAUCAAAAUCUAGCGACUUUUCCCACGCCUUGACUCAUGCUUUCUUUCCCCAGUCGAUAAUAGAAGAGGGCCUUGCAGAGUUAGCAAACUUCGGCCAACUGGCCGUCAAUGGGAACCAAACGGUGCAGAUCCGAGGUGAUUCCGAAGCCAUUGCCGCCAAAGAUUUGCGCAUCGAAGCCCUGGAGAGGGAGGUCUCUACGCUGAAGACAAAGGUCUCGGUCAAUGAGAAUGCCCGACAUGCCUCGACUGAGGAGGUCUCCAAUCUGCGCUCUGAACUGGCGAGGCUCCAGGACUACAUCAACGAACUCAAUCAGAAACAGGACAUGGCGCAGCGCGAGAGGGUCCUACGCAAGGCGCGCAAAGAAGAGCGCGAGGCGAAAAGACGAGAAGCGUGGUUUGCUGCCGAGAAAAAGGGCAAGAAUGGAGACGUGGCUAUGAAGGCGGCGGAUGCUGAAGACUCAGUCUUGACCAGCGACACCGACGACCAAAGCAGCGGUGAGGAUUGA